Molecule: messenger RNA, 582 nt
Organism: Diaporthe amygdali
Lineage: Eukaryota; Fungi; Ascomycota; Sordariomycetes; Diaporthales; Diaporthaceae
Exons: 2
Coding region: 1-582 (193 amino acids)
Molecular function (GO): protein binding
Source: RefSeq, a predicted model, not a curated record
AUGGCUGCACUGCUGCGGGGCCGUCGCUCCGUCCCGUCCUCCAAGCCCACGGACUUGGGUCCUAACGCGUUGGUCGCCGCCGGCCAGAGCGCCGAGGCCUCGACAAGCAGACUAGAGACCACCUUCAUGCGUCUGCCGACAGAGAUCCAUCUUCUCAUCAGCAAGGAGCUUACCUAUCCCGAUGCGCUGUCCCUGAAGCACACCAGCCGCUACUUCUACGACCUGGUCGACACCGGCGUCCGCCUCAAGGUAGCAUGGCUCAUGGAGCGGCGGAUGCUACACCUUGACUGCCCCAAUGACCGCAAGUGCAACCUGCGUACCGACCUGGAAUUCUGCAGGGGCAGUGUAACUCUCCUCAUGCAGAGACGUCGGGAGCACGUCGAAUGCGAGUCUCGGCCUGGGCUCGGGUGUCUGGUUCAUCAGACUCCCCAGUGCGCAUAUCGACGGGACUGGAGAACCGCCUGGAGGCGCUGGAUGAGGCGGCAGAUCACAGUCGAGAUCUGGUGGAUUGUGCUGGCGGUGAUUCCUCUGCUCUCGGGCUGGCUUUGGAUGGCUGAGCUCGUCAAGUGGGUAGUCGACUAA